AUGGCCGGCGAUCAUCAGGACAGGUUUUUUAAUAAAAAACUUUUUGAGCUAAGAUUUGCCCUCGAACGUGUUUCUCUUCUCCCGGUCCACGAUGCGCUGACAAUCAUCUGCGGCGCCCUCAGUUUGCCGAAAUUGAUGUAUUUUUUGCGCACAUCCAAUUUUGUUAAUGUGGCCAUUUUGGGCGAAUUUGAGGGUGCUCUGCGGCUUACUAGCAAAGAAAGCGGUUUGGCUGCAACCAGGGCAUCUGACGAGAAGAUCAAAAAGUACGACGGAGCUCUCCCCUCGAUGGAGUUUUUACCGAUUUGUAUCGGGGUCCUUGGUUCCAUGGACCGUAACACCUCCGGGUUUUUCAAUCGAAUUUGUAAAAAUAUCAGUAUUAGGUCAGGCGAUAGUAGGGAAUAUUUUUUCGCUAUGAAUAAUAUCUCGUGCAUUCUGCAGCGGUUUUUGCGCGUCUGUGUGUGGAAAAAUGUGGAGUUGAAUGCCGACGGGGUUGAAUGA
Helobdella robusta is the source of this 498-nucleotide messenger RNA. RefSeq lists its product as hypothetical. The record is from RefSeq and is a predicted model, not a curated record. The transcript is spliced from 2 exons. Lineage: Eukaryota; Metazoa; Annelida; Clitellata; Rhynchobdellida; Glossiphoniidae. The coding region runs from base 1 to 498 and encodes 165 amino acids.